GUCUAUAUCUAAAUUAAAUGAAAGGAAAUUAACCUAUUUGACUAAAUCAUUUUUUCCAAAAUUAAAUCAUAGUUUCCCUAACUGGGACAAAGAGUAAAUUUAAAGUAUUCUGAACCAAAGUACGAGUUAAAAUAUGUUUACUGCUUCACCGCUAGACAAAAUAACGUCUGUUGCGUAAAACGUCAUGACGUCACAUGUUGCAAGAAAUAUGAUUGGACGGCGCAUCAAUUGAUUGUGACGUAACAAACAGAACGUAGUUACAGCAAUUGAAAUAUCGCACACUUACAGUGCUGACGAAUAAAUAUAUAUGUUGUUAGAAGUUAAUAAGAGACAAUAUACCUGCAAAUGGAAGGACACCUGGCAAUUGAUAACCGGCGUGUAGCGAAAAGCAUAUUUAAAGAUAUUCUUAUUAGUCCAAACAAUGAUGACAUCAUCAUUCCAAUCAGUGCGACGUUCGACAAAGCCGUAUUACACAUUGGUAUAGGAAACGGAUCAUGUGGUAUAUUUAUAGAAAAGUUUCGUAUGAAGAAUGGCAAGGAGAUGGAAACUUCAGUAAAACAUGCCACCCGAAAGUUCACAAAUGCUCGUAAUCAAAGGAAAAACAAAGGUAAAGACAAGAAAGCAAGUAAAAAUGAGGAUAUUAAGACGGUUGUAGAUGACAGUGGUAAGAAGUUUACGAGAGAUUUUCCAAGUAUGGAAGAGAUUGAAAGACAGCUGGCUAAGCUAAUUGAACACCUUGUGAUUAAGGCACCUAAGAAAAUCAAAAAUACUAAAGAUACAAUAUCAGACACUAAACCUCUGAAAGAAAGCAAAUCUGUAAAUAUCGAAUGCGACAUUGCUGCCACUGAUGAAAGUAUCCAAUCUACGAUAGGGACAGUUUUCACAUCUAACAUCAAAAGUGACUUACGGCGAAAACCAAGGCAUGACAAAGAAAUUGCUGGAAUUACCACACACAGUUUUGAUCAUCAAAACCUGAUUGAGCCAAAUAUGAACAUUCAUUUGUAUAAACGUAAUGAAAAAAGUUUAAAAGCAACGAAUAUAACUUCAUUUGAAGCCAUUGAUAAAACAUAUGAAAAUGAAAUGAUAGGGAUUGCAAUAGAUAAAGAAGCAGGUGUCUUUAAACCAAAUUGCAUUCGGCCAAUAGGAUUUCCACUUGCAGAUGAUAGGCAUGCAUAUCUGGAUGAAGUAUUCGUACUCUCAAAACGAAUCUCUCAAAUGUUUGACGAAUAUGUAUCAGCAGCUUCAGAGAAAAGACGAAACAACGAACAACAAGAGGAUAUACCCGGAAGCGGUCCAACAGGUUUAGUCAUAGAUAUAAGUAAAGAUAACACAGUAGCAGAUAGAAAUUUAUUUGGAGACGUUCUAGGCAAGGACCAAUGUUGUCCAAUUUCAUCUGAUAUAAUUGUAGAUAGAGAGGCCGAUAACGACAGUGAUACAUUGGAUCAUAUCGACCCGUCAACGUCUGAAUCAGAUAGUUCAACAAUUAUAGAUAGAGGUGCAGUUGAUGAAAUGUCAGACAGUGACACAUUAGAUAUGGUAGGUAUAGAAUCGGAUGAAGAUAUUGUAGAAAUCGAAGCGCUAGCUCUUCAAGAACAUGACGAAUUAGACAUUUUAUCAGCAAGGAAUGACAGCGCGAAAGAAAGCAAAUCUGUAAAUAUCGAAUGCGACAUUGCUGCCACUGAUGAAAGUAUCCAAUCUACGAAAGGGACAGUUUUCACAUCUAACAUCAAAAGUGACUUACGGCGAAAACCAAGGCAUGACAAAGAAAUUGCUGAAAUUACCACACACAGUUUUGAUCAUCAAAACCUGAUUGAGCCAAAUAUGAACAUUCAUUUGUAUAAACGUAAUGAAAAAAGUUUAAAAGCAACGAUGAUAACUUCAUUUGAAGCCAUUGAUAAAGCAUAUGAAAAUGAAAUGUUAGGGAUUGCAAUGGAUAAAGAAGCAGGUGUCUAUAAACCAAAUUGCAUUCGGCCAAUAGGAUUUCCACUUGCAGAUGGUAUGCAUGCAUAUCUGAAUGAAGUAUUCGUAAUCUCAAAACGAUGCUCUCAAAUGUUUGACGAAAUUGUUUCAGCAACUAAAGAGAAGAGACGAAACGAGGAACAACUAGAGGAUAUACCCGGAAGCGGUCCAACAGGUUUAGUUAUAGAUAUAAGUAAAGAUAACACAGUAGGAGACAUAAAUUUAUUUGGAGACGUUCUAGACAAUGACCAAUGUUGUCCAAUUUCAUCUGAUACAAUUGUAGAUAGAGCAGCCGAUAACGACAGUGAUACAUUGGAUCGUAUCAACCCGUCAACGUCUGAAUCAGAUGAUUCAACAAUUAUAGAUAGAGGUGCAGUUGAUGAAAUGUUAUACAGUGACACAUUAGAUAUGGUAGAUGUAGAAUCGGAUGAAGAUAUUGUAGACAUCAAAGCAAUAGCUCUUCGAGAACAAAACGAAGUAGAUAUAUUAUCAGCAAGGAAUGACACUGCUGACAACUCUACUAACGAUAACUAUAUGGUCGACGAUGAUGAUAACCUGUUUGGUAUUAUGAACAUCUACGUAAAUACUGAUCUACACUUCACCUUUCACAACUUACCAGCAUCAGCCGAGCACUGUGACCAGAAGAAAGACUUUGGAUAUAAAUUCUUUUCAUUUUCAACUUUCUUUAAAUAGACAAUAAAUAUGAGAAAGAUAGAUCUAUUUUUUUUUUAUUCUUU
This is a messenger RNA of Ruditapes philippinarum (Manila clam), 2696 nucleotides long. RefSeq lists its product as uncharacterized. The record is from RefSeq and is a predicted model, not a curated record. NCBI's taxonomy places the organism in Eukaryota, Metazoa, Mollusca, Bivalvia, Venerida, Veneridae. Bases 346 to 2652 code for a protein of 768 amino acids. The transcript has 3 exons.